UAUACAUACUUUUCCUUAUUUUGUCAAAGAUUUUCCACACAAAGAUUUCUGGCAAUGGCGUCUGACGAUCGAUUUCACUGUGAGUGGGAGAGAGGUGCUCUCAUCGGCAAAGGUGCUUUCGGCUCUGUUUUCUUGGCUCAUCCCAAGUCUUGUCUCGUGACUCUGGUCUUCCCCUACCUCCUGUGUUUGCCGUCAAAUCUGCUGAGAUUUUGUUUUCGGAGACAAUAGAGAACGAGAUUGAAGUUUUCACCUAUCUUCAGAGCUCAGGGUGCUCACCCGUACAUCAUCACCUGUUUCGGCGAGGAAUUCACUGUCAACGACAACGGCGACACCGUCUACAACUUGUUACUGGAGUACGCUUCCGGUGGUUCCCUCGCUCAUCUUAUCAAGAAAUUGCUUUGGCGUUGGAUGCCUGCUGGACAAGUGAAGCGUUAUACAAGGCAAUUGCUUCUAGGGCUUUCUCAUAGACAAGAUUCCGGGUAUGUUCACUGCGACAUUAAGCCUGAUAAUGUACUCCUAGUUUUAUCUGAAGAUGGUGAUUUUGUGGCAAAGAUUGCCGAUUUUUGGUUAGCGAAGAGAAGGAGUAGGGAAUUUGAUCACGUGAAAGGAACUCCUUGUUACUUGGCACCAGAAACUGUUGUCCAUGGUGUACAGGAUUGUGCCUCGGAUAUUUGGGCAUUAGGGUGUGUGGUGUAUGAGAUGCUAACAGGGUACUCUAUUUGGCCACUUGGUUUCAAUGAGACAACUGACGAUCUCUACCACAAGAUUGCCAGUGAAGAGCCUUAUCUUGCUUUUAGGUUUCCAGGUGAGACUGAAGCUUUCUUGAGAGCAUGUUUUGUGAGGACACCAGCGGAUAGACCCACGGCCAAGACGCUGUGA
Messenger RNA from Tripterygium wilfordii, 879 nucleotides. Its product is annotated as mitogen-activated protein kinase kinase kinase 17-like. Bases 409 to 879 code for a protein of 156 amino acids. Gene Ontology annotation, biological process: protein phosphorylation. Gene Ontology annotation, molecular function: protein kinase activity; ATP binding. Lineage: Eukaryota; Viridiplantae; Streptophyta; Magnoliopsida; Celastrales; Celastraceae. The record is from RefSeq and is a predicted model, not a curated record. The transcript has a single exon.